Messenger RNA from Closterium sp. Naga37s-1, 369 nucleotides. Lineage: Eukaryota; Viridiplantae; Streptophyta; Zygnematophyceae; Desmidiales; Closteriaceae. The record is from the annotation of a GenBank genome assembly.
AUGUGUCCCCUCACCCCAAAUACACGACGGCAGCGGCGGGAAGGAAAGCCACGAGCAGACCUAGCAGCAGCAUGGCCACUGCUGACCGCCAAGGCAUGGUUGAUGGGGCGAGCCCAACGCAAGGCGUGUGCCUGGAGAGUGAGCUUCCCUUUCACUUUUGCCACCUCCCCCUUUACUUCCGCCACCUCCCCCUUAACUUCCGCCACCUCCCCCUUUACUUCCGCCACCCCCCCUUUUACUUCCGCCACCUCCCCUUUUACUUCCGCCACCUCCCCUUUUACUUCCGCCACCUCCCCUUUUACUUCCGCCACCCCCCCCUUUUACUUCCGCCACCUCCCCGUUUACUUCGGCCAACCCCCCCUGCACUGA